ACACAAACCCAGCUAGUCCAGUUAGAAAACAACAGAUGACUCCUACCCACUCAUUUCAGCAAUCAUAAUAGUACCCCCAACGCACCCCUUAGCCUACCCAACCUUCUUCUCUAUCUCUAAAAUCCAUAAUCAAACUUUCAAGAAAACAGCCCUUUUUUUUGGUAUACCACUAGCAUACUUAAUGACUUCACACUUUACUCCGACCAGACCAGUCCUAUCUUCUAAUCUCUGAGUUUUGUACAUUUUCAGUCUCUUUACUAUAAGGCCAACUUGUAUUGUAUGUAUCAUUCUUUAUUUCUCUUUUCUUAGCCUUUUUUCUCUUUACUGUUUGGCUUCUUUCCUUGUGCUUCUCCUUCUUCAGUUAAUAAACUCUUUUCACCGUUCCCUCUCCGGUGAGGAUCCAGCGAAAAUGUCACAGGACAUGACUGGUGCCGAACGUGUUUGUUACGUUCACUGCAACUUCUGCAACACAAUUCUCGCGGUUAGUGUUCCAUGCAACAGUAUGCUGACCAUUGUCACAGUCAGAUGUGGCCAUUGCUCUAAUUUGCUGUCUGUUAAUAUGGGAGCUUUGCUUCAGUCUGUUCAUCUUCAAGAUUUUCAGCACCAGAAACAACAGUCUGUCACUGAAUUUGCUACUACCAAAGAAUGUGGUUCAUCAUCAAAAUGCAGCAAAUUGGCACCAUUUGAGCAUGAAUACGAACAACCUCGAUUGACUCCAAUACGACCUCCAGAAAAAAGACAACGUGUUCCUUCAGCAUAUAAUCGAUUUAUCAAGGAGGAGAUUCAGAGGAUAAAAGCUGGCAAUCCCGAGAUCAGCCACCGGGAAGCUUUUAGCACUGCUGCAAAAAAUUGGGCACAUUUUCCUCACAUUCAUUUUGGAAUGAAGCUGGAUGGCAAUAAACAAGCAAAGAUGGACCAUGCAGUUGGUGGAGAAGGGACUCAGAAAUCCCUUGGCUUUUACUAAAAUUUCUGACCUGUAAUAAGGGCAAAAUUUCCAUUUUUUCUCUCACAAAAGUUUUAAGAAGUUUUGCAUUUUAGUCCCUCUUAUUUUAUAUUUGAAGAUUUACAUAUAAAACCCUAGAAUAUAUAUAGUUCAAAUCACUGUUUAAAUAGGAGGGACUGAUUGCCACAUUUCUUAAAAUUCAGGUGUGCAAAGAUACAAUUUUGCCCUGAAAUAAGAUUGUUUAUCUGUCUUAAAACAGGUUUAACUGAAGUUUGUGAAUUGUGAUCUUUAAACUGAUCGGGAAUGUUCUUGGAUUAAUCUCAAAAUCUAUGUAAUAUGUUUGUUGUCUUCUUCAUGUGA
Messenger RNA from Olea europaea var. sylvestris, 1303 nucleotides. Its product is annotated as putative axial regulator YABBY 2. The coding region runs from base 410 to 964 and encodes 184 amino acids. Gene Ontology annotation, biological process: multicellular organism development; cell fate commitment. The transcript has 6 exons. The record is from RefSeq and is a predicted model, not a curated record. Lineage: Eukaryota; Viridiplantae; Streptophyta; Magnoliopsida; Lamiales; Oleaceae. Gene Ontology annotation, cellular component: nucleus.